Rhizophagus irregularis DAOM 181602=DAOM 197198 is the source of this 264-nucleotide messenger RNA. The record is from RefSeq and is a predicted model, not a curated record. Lineage: Eukaryota; Fungi; Glomeromycota; Glomeromycetes; Glomerales; Glomeraceae.
AUGAAUUUAAUAUUACAGUGUUUUAUCCUUUUAACGAAGAUUAACAAACCAUGCUAUGUACCAAAAUUGGAAGAGGGACAAACUAUAUUGGUAAAGAUAAACCAACUGAGAUUCCAAUCACAUUAUUCCAAGCCACUUAAAAGUCAGACUACAAUGUUAAAACGUAGUUCUUCCAUUUUUUUCAGUUUUAUUCGUACUCAACAAUCAAAUUUUAUAUCAAAAUCUACCAGGGAAAUGCUACAUCAUCAUCAUCAUCACAUAUGA